AUGUCGGAAUCGACUAAAUUCGCAGACGACAUCGUUCCAAACGAAGAACUCGAGAAUGCAGGCCCGUACAGCCGUCGCAGUAACUUCCUCAAUGGCCUCGAAGGUCUAACCCUCUACGAGAAGAAAUGCGUCCUCAUCAACCGCGAGAUCGACCGUCAGGGCAUGGGCAAGUACCAAUGGUACAUCUGGUCCCUGUGCGGCUUCGGAUACCUUCUGGAUCUCCUCUGGGCACAGGCCUUUGGUCUUGUGUUAGGUCCUCUGAAGCAGGAGAUGGGAUUCGGGGAUAACGAGUCUGGAAAUAUCUCGACGAGUUUUAAUGCUGGACUCACAGCUGGUGCUUUCGUUUGGGGAUUUCUGGCGGAUAUUAUUGGUCGCCGUUGGGCAUUUAACCUGACGUGUUUAUUCUCUUCCAUCUUUGGAAUUUGCCUUGGCGCGUCGAAUAAUUAUAAUACCUUUUUGGUCCUGACUGCCUUUGUCGGGUUUGGUGUUGGUGGAAACAUCCCUAUAGACACCACCAUCACUCUCGAGUUCAUUCCUCAGAACAAACGAUUCCUCCUCGCUUGUCUAUCCGUCUUUCAGCCCAUUGGAGUCGUCAUCUGCAGCGCCAUCGCUUUUGGCUUCAUCCCCGUCUACGCCUGUUCUCCCAACUUCUCUGAACCAGACGCGCUCAUAUCCUGCAACAAUGCGUCAGGAGGCGAGAGAUGUUGUUCCCGCGGCGAUAACAUGGGCUGGAGGUACCUCUUGUUCACGAUUGGCGGAAUUACUCUACUCAUCUUUAUCCUUCGCUUCUUUGUUUUCAACUUCCGCGAGACACCAAAGUAUCUCGUCUACCGUGGUCGCGACGAAGAAGCUAUCAACACCUUGAGGCACAUGGCUGAGAUUAACAAGAAGGAGUGUGGUAUUACUGUUGAGAUGUUUGAGUCGCUUCAGAGUGAUGAGAGCUCUGUCGGGAGUGGUGAUAGUGCCACUCCUGCACUUGGAGCUGGCAAGAAACAGCUCAACUUGAAGUGGUCCAAGAAGGCUAAGCUGGAGCUAUAUCGAUACAAGAUGUUGUUUUCUUCAGCAAAGAUGACUCGGUUGACUAUCCUCGUGUGGCUGACUUAUAUCAUGGACUACUGGGGUUUCACUGUUGCUGGCUUCUAUCUUCCGAGCAUUCUCGCACUCAAGAACGGUGCUGUAUCUGUCAGUCUCAAGUCAACAUACGCCGCCUACAUCUAUACCUACGCCCCAGGUAUUGUAGGAGUUCUUGUCGGUGCAACCUUGUAUCGCGUCCCUGCUUUCGGCCGCAAAUGGACAAUGGUCUUGUCCUCUGCUCUAAUGGGCAUCUCCAUCAUCUUGUUUUCGACAGUGGACACGCGAGCCAAGAAUGAAGGACUAUUCACCAUGGAGUACUUCUUCCAAUCCAUGUUCAACGCUGUGCUGUAUGGAUGGACACCCGAAGCCUUUCCUGCUCCAAUCCGAGGCACUGCCUGUGGUCUUGCAGGAUUCUGGGGAAGGCUGUUUGGUAUCGUCAGUCCGUUGAUCGCUCAGCAUUUAUACGGUCGAACUACUGGCGAUGGUGGUCAGGGAGAUAUCAAUAGCGUUCUUUAUCUGGCUGGUGGUGUUAUGUUGGGCUGUGUGAUCACUACGGCUCUGUUGCCGAAUGACAUGAUGGAGACCAGAGAUGAGAGGUCAUGA
Molecule: messenger RNA, 1677 nt
Organism: Fusarium pseudograminearum CS3096
Lineage: Eukaryota; Fungi; Ascomycota; Sordariomycetes; Hypocreales; Nectriaceae
Exons: 4
Coding region: 1-1677 (558 amino acids)
Biological process (GO): transmembrane transport
Cellular component (GO): membrane
Molecular function (GO): transmembrane transporter activity
Source: RefSeq, a predicted model, not a curated record